ACAUUGUGUGUCAUUCGAGAAGUGUCAUCUCUUCUGUGUUGAGUAUGAUAGUCGGUAUUAAAAAUUAUUUCCGAUACAUCUUUCAGAGGAUGAUCAGAUUAAUAAUAGGUCAUGGCUGAAAGAAAAUUUACCCGUAGCCUUAAUAAACCCGGAUCGGCGGCACAAGUCCGAGAAACUGUUUCUCAGGCGGUCCGCGAAAGUACUAUAAUAGUUAAGCCACAGUUAAUAGAGCCUGUUGACUUUGAGACAUUUUUUCAAAAGAAUAAGACCCUUCUACAAAAUGAUCCUCUUCGAGAAAUGUUAUUGUUUCCUCAAGAUGAUGUACAAGAAGAGGUUAUCCAAAGGACUUAUCGUACUGUUAAACCUACUGUACCUUUAUUACCAGCAAAUGAAAUAUCAUCAUUAUUCACUCGUCAGUGUAUCAAGACAUACACAAAAGAUUGGCAUGUUGUUAAUUACAAAUAUAAGUCAUAUUCUGGAUCAUACUUACAAUUACCAAAAUUGCCUAGACAAAGUGAAUUAGAAGAUCAAGUUUAUGAGGUUGAUACAGAAGUUGAUAUUAGCAAAGACAGUCUGAAUACUCCAGGCAGUGAAAAUGGUGUGAUAAAAGAAGGAUUUCUUUUAAAAGGACCAGAAUCUGGAACUGAUAGCUUUAUCAGUCUUGCCACAAAGUCAUUCAAACGGAGGUUUGUAAGUUUACGUCAAGAAAUUGAUGGAACUCACAUACUAGAAUUUCAUAAAGAUGAACGUAAAACAGAUUCUAAAGGUGCAUUAUGUAUGGACUUUUGUAAUAAGGUUACAAGGAGUUCUAAACGCAGCAAGUUAGGAUUUGAGUUGCAAAUGGCAGAUGGUCACAAAUCAUGCAUUUUAGCAGCUGAAAAUGAAAAAGAAAUGGAAAGUUGGAUUUCCAGUUUAAAUAUUGUAAUUAUAAAUGCCAAAAAUUCUUCAGAAAAUAACAAAAAGCAAGCAACAUCACCUGAAAGUUGUGGAGAUAAUAUGUCUAAUGUUCUUCUCCCUUCACCCUGUGGGUAUGGUACUUUAAAAGGACUGGAGCAUAGUAAGAAUCCUGAAUUAGCAAAAUAUGCUAGAGAAACAGAUUACUCUAUUGCCUUAGCAAGAAAAGAAAACCGCCAGAAUCUUUUUGCUAUAUAUCCAGAUAUGCAGAGAAUGAAUCAUACUGCCCAUAUAUAUGAUUUUGAGAAAGAAGUGAAACCAUUUAAAGAAGAAUUUGGAACUCGGAUAUUUGUGAAAUGUGAAGAAAUAAGUUUUAAACUGCAAGCUCCCCUAGACAAUGAGAAAGGUCCUCUUUGUCAGGUUGAACCUUAUAUAACAACAUUAUCAAUAUAUGAUGCCAAGCGAAAUAAGAAGGUUAGUGAAGAUUUUCGGUUUGAUGUUAAUCAUCCAUACAUUCGAAAUAUACUUCCUAAGAAAGGAAGAAAAAGCAGCAUGCCUCUUAAUCAGACAAUUUCUCAUUGUAACGGUGAUACACAGUUUCCAAAUCCUCAUCUUAAAGACAUUGGAGAAGAGUGGUUAGCAUUUCCUAGACAGGCAAUUUUUACUGUCCAGCAUCCUGAGUCUGAGCUAUAUUUUGUUCUAAAAAUUGAGAAAGUUCUUCAAGGAGGAAUAUCUCAAGCUGCUGAUCCUUAUCUGCGGGCUCAGUCUGGUUCAAAUAGUAUUCGUUUAGGUGCAAAAGUACAAAAAAUUGCUCGUUCUUGUUGUCAGAGACUAGGUCAUUACAGAAUGCCUUUUGCAUGGGCUGCAAGACCUAUAUUUAAGGCCUUUUCUGGUGAACUAGACACAUGUUCAGAAUUUGGACCUAUGUAUCGACAAGAUGGUACAAAGCUUUCUGAUGAAGAUUUACUGCGUUUCCUAUCAGAGUUCAGAAAGCCUGAAAAGUUAAAGCAUCUUACAGUUAUUCCAGGUUGUAUAAAGAUGAAUGUUCAUUUGCUAAAAGAACUUCCGCAAAAUACCUUGACGUCUUCAUUAAUGCCUCUAGUGCCAUUUCCUGUUCCACCCAAAUGUGAACCAACUUUAGAAAUAGAGCAGUUUCCUAGCGGAAUACCUAGCAACUGUAGUCCAUAUACAACAUAUAUUAAUCAUCUGUAUAUAUUCCCUAAGUGUCUCAAAUAUGAAAGUCAAAAAACAUUUACGAAGGCCAGAAAUAUUGUGUGCACAAUAGAAUUCAGGGAUAGUGAUGAUGAAAAUGCUGAACCUUUAAAGGUUAUUUAUGGCAGUCCUGGAGAGCCAGUUUAUUGUUCAGAAGCCAGCACUUCAAUAACUCAUCAUAAUAUUAGUCCAGAUUUUUAUAAAGAGGUUAAAAUGUUGUUGCCUACGCAGUUACAUGAAAAACAUCAUAUUCUUUUCACAUUCCAUCAUAUCAGUUGUGAACAACCAAAACGCUCCAAACAGAGAGAUGGUCCUGUUGCAAAUGUGGUUGGGUAUUCUUGGUUAAUAUUGCUUAGUAAAGGAAGGUUAUUUUUAGAUGAUCAGUGUCUUCCAGUAUCCAUCUCUUUGCCAUCUGGCUACUUAUCUUGUCAACCCUUAGGUUUGGGAAAAGGGUUCAGUGGUCCAGAGAUUCGUUGGGUGGAUGGUGGUAAAGAGCUUUUCAAAGUGAGCUUUAUUCUUGUAUCAACUGUGAAUUCAAAGGACCAGCAUCUCCACAAUUUUUUUUCUCAAUGUCAACGCUUACUGGAAUCUAAAGUGCCAGAUAUUGAGGCAAGCAAUGUCAUUAAGUUAUGGGGUUUUGGGUGGUGGGACUUAAGUUCCUGUCCUGUUAUUCCAUCUUUGUGUCAGCGUCCUCGUCCACAAAGUAUGCCUAUGAUUCUUCCUGUUUCAUCUCCUGAAGAGGUACAGGUAACUGCAGGUUGUGAAGCUGGUCGAGAGCUUUCUAAAUAUGUAAAAGUGCAACAUGGAAUGGCCAAGACAUUGAAGACACUUCAUGCUGUAGAUAUGAGCACAAUCAUCUACUUCCUUCCAACUUUAUUAAAUGAAUUAUUCCGUCUCUUGGUGAUAACUUCAAAUGAAGACGUUGCAUUGAAUACUGUGCGGGUACUUAUACAUAUUGUUCAUGGCGUUCAUGAGGCUGGAAAAAAUGACAUACUACAUUCUUAUGUUCAGUUUGUUUUCAAAACUCAGGAACUGACUGUAAAGAAACGAGUUGUACAUGAAGAAUUAGUCAAGUCUCUAAAUAUCAUGCUAAAGCCUGCCAAUACAGAUUUUUUAAUGAUAAAUAAAUUUCUUCGUCAUUCCUGGUUUUUCUUCCAAAUAAUCAGCAAGUCAACUGCACAGCAUUUGCUGUCAUCAGAAAGAAUAAAGAUGCUUCGCCAGGAAAGAUUUCCUGCUGAUUACCAGUUAUGUAUUCGAAGCCUUGUGGAAGGACUUGUGCCUCAUAUUAUUCAAAAACAUAAGGAUUUGCCAAUUGAAACAAAGCAAGCAAAUUUAAGCCUUGCAUUCUUUUUAAAAAAAAGCCUUUCCCUUAUGGAUCGUGGUUUUGUUUUUAAAUUGAUUAAAAGUUAUUUAGAGAAGUUUACUCCAAACGAUGUCAAGAUCCUUCAUGAAUAUAAAUUUGAAUUUUUAGAAAUUGUAUGCCUUCAUGAGCAUUUCAUAGCCCUUAAUCUUCCUAUUAUGAGAAGCAUUGGAGUAUAUGGCCAAACUAAAAAUAUGAAAGAAACCUGUGAUGAAUCUUUUGAUUUUGAACAUGAAUAUCGUUUAUCUGAAGAAUUUUGCCGCCAUCACUUUCUUCUGGGUACUUUAUUACAAGAAAUAAGGGCAUCUCUAUGUGAGGUCCAUGAGAUACGGCAAACAGCUAUUUCAGUUUUCAGAAAUCUUUUAGCAAAGCAUGCAUUUGAUGAUCGCUACCAAGGAAAGGCUCAUCAAGCUCGAAUAGCAUCACUGUAUUUACCAUUUAUUUCCAUCUUGCUUGAGAACUUCAGCAGUUUACGUUUAAGAACACCUCCAGCUACUCCACCUCCUUCAGUAAAAAUGGAAAAAAUGAGUAUAUCCAAAAUAACUGAAAAUUUUUCAAAUCCUGUAACUCCAAUUUUAUCACGUCGCAGUACAGUUGAACCUACAGGAUCUCUUCCAGCAUCUGCAAGAAACAGAGAUUCAAAUUUUCUGUCUAUAAUUGCUGGCCAGUCUCAGACGCAGCCAACUGUAACUUUUGCUAAUGGAUCUUGUACUUCAAUUGAUAGCAAUGCUUCAAACCCAUCUACACUAUCAGAGAGAAGCAAAGAAAGUGAAGCCCACUGUAAAGAAAAAGACGGAACAGAAAGUUUGGACGAUUAUAAAUGUCAUGCAAGGUCACAUUCUCUUCCAUUCUCUAGUUCUUCUAGUGUGCUUCAUUUUGAUAAAAUUGAUUCUACAGAAAUGAAAGAUUUAUUAGUAUGCUUUUUGUAUAUUGUAAAGCAUGUUAAUGAAGAACUUCUCAUAGGCUGGUGGCAACAUUGCAGUGAAUAUGAUAUUCUGGACUUUUUUCACAUAUUAGAGCUUUGUCUUCAUCAGUUCAAAUACAUGGGAAAAAAGAACAUAAAAAGUCAACAUCCUGCCAUGUUUCAACCAAAAUCAAUGACAUUACCUGCCCGUACCCCUCCACCUGCUUUUACACAACGUUGCAAUAGUACCUAUAGUGAGUCUGGUACUCACACAGUGUGUAAGUAG
This is a messenger RNA of Stegodyphus dumicola, 4656 nucleotides long. It is a transcript of the gene Ziz, whose product is annotated as dedicator of cytokinesis protein Ziz. Lineage: Eukaryota; Metazoa; Arthropoda; Arachnida; Araneae; Eresidae. Gene Ontology annotation, biological process: positive regulation of GTPase activity; small GTPase-mediated signal transduction. Gene Ontology annotation, molecular function: guanyl-nucleotide exchange factor activity. The record is from RefSeq and is a predicted model, not a curated record.